Nicotiana tabacum (common tobacco) is the source of this 393-nucleotide messenger RNA. RefSeq names its product putative late blight resistance protein homolog R1A-3. NCBI's taxonomy places the organism in Eukaryota, Viridiplantae, Streptophyta, Magnoliopsida, Solanales, Solanaceae. Gene Ontology annotation, molecular function: ADP binding. The record is from RefSeq and is a predicted model, not a curated record.
AUGGAGGAUGUCAACAUUGAUGAGAAUGCUCCAACUCCUACACCAACUACUCAAGUAACUGAAGAGGAACCAGUGGGGCUUGAGGAUGAUGCUGACAAGAUAAUUAAGCUACUGACCAGAGGAAUAAGGGAACGGGAUAUUGUCUCGAUUUUUGGCAUACCUGGUCUCGAAAAGACCACUUUGGCGAAAAAAAUAUUCAAAGAUUCUUCUAUUGUUUCUCACUUUGAUGUUCGAGCUUGGGUUACAAUUUCGCAAUCAUAUGAUGUGAGAGAGCUGUUGAGGAUUAUCUAUAAGCAAGUGACAGGUGUUAAGUACGGUGAUAAGGAGAGUGACAUAGCCGAUAUGUUUGCGCAAGUGUUUAAUGGGCAAAAGAUAUCUCAUUGUCUUCGAUGA